Messenger RNA from Acipenser ruthenus (sterlet), 6362 nucleotides. RefSeq names its product programmed cell death protein 4-like. The transcript has 12 exons. The record is from RefSeq and is a predicted model, not a curated record. Lineage: Eukaryota; Metazoa; Chordata; Actinopteri; Acipenseriformes; Acipenseridae. Gene Ontology annotation, biological process: negative regulation of DNA-templated transcription. Bases 294 to 1691 code for a protein of 465 amino acids. Gene Ontology annotation, cellular component: nucleus; cytosol.
AAAACAUAAUCUGUUUGCGUUCCAGAAGGUGUCUUUAAAAAAUGUGCACGGGCCCUUUAAUAUUUGUGUAAAAAAAAAAAUAAAUAAAAUAAAUAAAAAUAAAGAAGAUAAGUUUUUUUUUUUUUUUUAUUGUUUUUAGAAACACAGCAUAAAGCUUUAACGUAACAUUCUACACAAGUACUUUUUUAAAUAUAAAGACAAGUUUUUGAUUUGUGCUGGUGCCAGUUUUAAAGACGGAAAGAGGAAGGAGUGAAAAAGCAAGAAUUUGAAACAUAACAAUCACAGAAUAGGAAAUGGCGACAGAAGUGGAAGCAUGGACCGCAGUGCCACAACGGGACGGUGCGUUCCUUGUGGGAGCCCCGGAGGAGGAGGAGGAGUUUGUGGACGAUGACAUGCUGGCGGAGGGGGAGGUGAACGGGAACUGGACCCCCCAGGAGAAGGCUCUGCACGAGGCCCGGCUCAAAGCCAAGGCCAAGCGGAGACUGCGUAGGACCUCGUCCCGGGAUUCCACCCGGGAGUCCUUUUCCGAGACAGGAGGGGAGCCUGGCACUGACCCCAACAGCCCCAAGGGCAAGAUUAGCAUCAGCGACCGCAAGUCCAGGAUGGGCAAGGGCCGAGGGCUGCCCAAGAAAGGGGGGGCAGGUGGAAAAGGCGUGUGGGGGGCAGCUGGGAUGGUUUAUGAUUACGAGGAACCAGAUGCCAGGGAUCCGAACUAUGAUGAAUCCUCACAGGGUGACACAGUUUAUGCGACUGUGGUCCCUGAACUGGAUGAAGAACAGCUGGAGAAGACGGUGAACCCCAUUGUGCAGGAGUACUUCCAACACGGAGACACCAAGGAAGUUCAGGCCCUUUUGAAGGAGCUGAACCUGGGCAGUAAGAAGUUUCAGUUCUCGUCGUUGGCUGUGUCGCUGGCGCUGGAAGGCAAAGCCAGUCACAGAGAGCUCACAUCACGGCUGCUCUCUGACCUCGCGGGCAAGGCCCUGAGCAAGGACGAUAUAUCGAGAGCCUUUGACAAGAUGCUGAAGGACCUUCCCGAGCUGAUUCUGGACACACCUGAGGCGCCACAGAUGCUGGGCCAGUUUAUUGCCAGGGCGAUGGCAGAUCAUGCUCUUCCAAUGAAUUUUCUUGACCGCUACAAAGGAUGUGUGGACUGUGACCAUGCAAGAGCUGCCCUGGACCGUGCUGCGGUGCUGCUGUCUAUGAAGCGAGAAAUCAUGCGACUGGACAACGUGUGGGGCGUGGGGGGAGGACAGAGGCCUGUGAGGCAUCUCAUCAGAGAGGUGAACCUGCUGCUUAAGGAGUACCUGCUCUCGGGGGAGGUGUCUGAGGCGGAGCGCUGCCUGUGUGAUCUCGAAGUGCCUCACUUUCACCAUGAACUUGUCUACGAGGCUGUGGUGAUGGUUCUGGAGUCCAGUGGAGAGACCGCUGUGAAGAUGAUGGUGAAGCUACUCAAAGUGUUCUGGGAAACCGGGCUCAUCACCAUUGACCAGAUGAACAGAGGAUUCCAGCGUGUGUAUGAUGAGCUGCCUGACAUUAACCUGGAUGUACCUCAUGCCCACACCAUCAUGGAGAAGUUUGUGGAUCUCUGUUUCCAGGAGACCGUCAUAACCAAACAGCUUAGAGAUGCCUGUCCUUGUAGGGGACGGAAGCGGUUUGUGAGUGAGGGCGACGGCGGACUCAUCAAGCAGUAAAACAGAUCCAGAGCACAUCUGUGCCUCUCCUAGCUGUCGGGGGGGAGCCAUCACAAAGACAGCCGACACCCAGCACCCCUCCCCAACUCCGUCCCCCUCCCCACCCCAGCCCUUCACAGCAGCGGCAAAGAAAAAGGCAAUGCUUCCUUUCAGGGGAACGUGAAAAAGUGGCGAUGCUAAAUAUAUAUAUAUAUAUAUAUAUAUAUAUAUAUAUAUAUAUAUAUAUAUAUAUAUAUCUGAGUUUGUCGUUCCAUAUGCUCUGUACAAAAGGAGGCAGGUGGGGCAGGGACUUCAUGUUUUUUUUCUGCACUAUUGACUGUCCUUUGUGUUUUUCAUUGCAUGUUAUUUGAGUAUCCAUUCACUAUGUUAAAAAAAAAAGUACUAAUACAGAACCAAUCUGAUGAUUAUAAUGUUAACUUAGGUUAAAACUUAAAAGAAAUUAAGCCAAGUAGAUAAACGUUGUGGCUAGUACCUUCAUCAGUGUAAUCAAGUCAAGGGGACUUGUACUCACUAAGGUCCUGGCUGAAGCAUCUAUCUACUUGUGUACGUGUAAAGGUGGUACUUCAUGUUAAAUUACUUAAUGUUAAAAUAGGCGUUUUCUGGUAGUAAUCUGAGAUCCAGAAGAGUUUCCAUGUGUUUCCAUGUGAGUAAAAAAUUUCAUGUGGGCACAGCAGUAGUGACCUUCUCAAGUACUUUACUGUACAGAACUGUACUACAGAAUUCAGGGGUAAGUAAGCAUUCUGUAGGCUUGGCUGAGUUCAUCUAAAAGAAAAUUAGAAACAGCUAAUAGGGUGGAAACCCCUUGGAACAAUUGCAAACGCCAUAAAAGUAAAAACAAAACAUCUUAAGUCAUUUAGUUGUUUUAUAUUACUUGGGACCCUUCCUAAAACUGUUUCUCUAAAAUGCUCCUGUCAUUCAGUUAGGGACCAGGGUAAGAGGUUUGUGAAGAACCUCGGCCGCAUGGUGGUGGUCUACUUUUAGCAUCCUGUUUAUAUUUAGUCUACCUUGAAACUGUGGCAGGGAAGCAGAGUACGGCACUUACCGUUUCCUAACAACCACUUACCAGAUGUAGGUGAUGGCAACUUACCUGACAUCUAUGUUGCCAAGCAACAGCACAUGUUUAUGCAUGACUUUCUCCACUCCAAAACCUUUCUUGUCAUCAACCAGCUGCUUCCCCUAAUGUCUGACAUGGUCUGCUGCCAGGGGCAUGAUUUGACCCCCUAGGCAUUGCUGAGGUAAUAUGACCUAGGAAGGGAAAUAUCCUGUCUGAAUGCAAGUUCCAGGACCCCCUUGUAAAUCUGGCCUCGGUGUCAAUGGGUGAAUCUCCUGGUUAAAUAAGUAAAUAAAAUGUUUGUAACAACUGAAAACGCGGGUGUGCAAUAGCUACUUAAGUAGCUGUUGGAAAUGCACAGCGAGUACAAUUUAUUGAAGUAUUUCACUUGAAGUGAAAAGAUAAUGAAUUGAAAUGAAAAGAACAAUCUCUUUACAGAAUGUAAGAUUCCUGCAAGCAUUUUGCAUCUUCUCAAUAAUGUGAUUCUAGGAAAAGACUGCUCAUAGCACUUCCUGUACGGUGUAUGUUGCUGAUGGGUUGUAGUUGACUCCAGAGUUCUGGAAGCUUUUCAUUCCUACCAGUAAACGCAUGUUAAACACUUACAAUGCCAGUCUUAAUAUACUGCAUUCAAACAUCUUGUGAUUUCUUCAUCUGUAAACCAGAGCUGCUGUAAGACUUCAAAUUAGUUUUUAUCCAGAAAAUAAAAAGGAAUGUUAACACAUGUUUGUGUUAAAUACAGAUAAAUAAAAAAAGGCUUUAAAUACAUUUAGUAUAAGCCAAAGAUUUUUGAUAAAGAUUUUAUCCUAGUUAAUUUGUUUGAUUUAUGUUUGGCUCGCGUGUUCUUUGUAUGACUGUUGCUUUACAUUUAAAUUGAGUGGUUCCCUGGAACUUCUUUUGAGUCUUCCUGCAGCCUGGGUACCAAUUCUCUGUACCACUGUUGGUAGUUGCUCUUCCUCAUCUUUCUUUCAAGGUUUGUUGUCACAAUAUCCAGGCAGCUACAAUAUUACAAUAUUUCUGUUUAUUAUCUUCAAGACAAUGUUUAGGUUUGACUGAUAACUGCUGUAUUGAGCAGAAAAGAAUCCUGAAUGUACCAAAGUGAUGCCAGCACAGUAUCAUAUUUCAACCUGUGUGUGUGGGAUGUGGUAAUGAUGCAUAAUGUUUAGCAUUCAGUUUUAAAAAAAAUAGCUGUUUCAUGAUAAAAACUACUUCAAAUGCAUCCCUUGUCUACCCCAACAAAACAAUGUUUUCAGUGCAACCCUAUGCCAAUCUACUAGUCUGCUCACUCAAGCUACUAACUGCCCCCCUUCCCCAAUUGCAUACUUCUGCAUAAGAAGCAAGCUAGCCUGCCCAUUUUUAUAAGCUACAAUCUUUUGCUAGUGGUGUGACCCUUUGCUGAAAUCCUGUACACACCUCAAUGGAAUGUGAAACAGAAUCUCAAAAAAACAAGCAUUAAUCUAUACAUGGCUAUUCAGUUAUAUGUGUUUCCUUAUCUCUUGGUGAUGACCUCACAUUUUAUGUGGGUGCUCAGUUGUGUUUUCUGAUGCAACUUCUUUAAGCAUGUUAAAGCUGAUAGAAUAAUUAAAUAAAUCCUACAUGUAGUAUAAAGCCAGUCACUAAUAUAUAUAUAUAUAUAUAUAUAUAUAUAUAUAUAUAUAUAUAUAUAUAUAUAUAUAUAUAUAUAUAUAUAUAAAUUUACUCGGUGUGGUUUGAAGGAACCAUUUGAACCAUGAUCAAUGGUUUGCCAAAAGUAAGGUUACGAAAAAUAAAGUAUAUAGUUUUAUGUUGUUGCCCAUAUUAUUUUGUUUUGAAAAAAAAUAUGUUGACACAGAAUGUUAUACAGUCAGCACUCGGAUAUCCGUUACGCAGAUACACGUCAGUCAUGUUUUACCGCCCAUGUAUUAAGAAUAAAGUCAAUCCUAUUCUAUAUAUAAAAUGAAUGCACUUACCCGUCGCAUGCGAAUUCCGACUCCAUCACAAGUUUUCCCAUACAACGUCCAUCUCUUCAAUGUUACAGGUUAUCUGAAUAUCUGUCGCAGCCCGCGUUUAAAAUAAAUAAAUAAAAUUAAAAAAAAAUCUUUAAUGCCAAAUCAGUCUGUCUUGUAUUGUGCAGUUACAAAUUGCUUCCUCCAGGUUCACCUGACGAAAAUGCAGCCAAAACAAAGCGAACGAAACAAGCUAUGGUAAUGUAGCAGUUAAUCAUUAAACAGUUUUAGAUACUGUGACAUUAUAUAUAUAUAUAUAUAAUUUUUUUUUUUUUAUCUGAUCUUUUGUUGCUUUUGUGUAUUUUAAUUUGCAAGUGAACUGUGACAUUAGGGCCUUAUCGAGCACUGUAUUCUGCAAUUUUGAAUACUGACUUUGGAUACUGUUUUAAUUCAGGAAACUAUGUUUUUGUGUUUGUUUGUUUUUAAUCUUUUGGUUUUGCUAAAUUGCAUUGCCUUUUAUGUUUUACGCAGUUCUGUGCGUGAAUAACAUUUAGAUUUCAUUUUGCUUUUAGGUAGUUUAUAGGGAAUUUUACAUACUGCUACAAUACGCACCAGAUUUAAAAGUAUGUGCUGUAUUACAGUUAACGUGUUGUCUCUUUAGUUUUGGCAAGUGAUAUUUUCAGAAUCAUAUCGUUCUGAAUUAAAAUACUACUUCUGUUAAAAAUAUAGUACUGUACCAACAAAACCAAUACAGUACAUCUAAAUAGAAGCCUACUUAUUUUAAAACAAAGUCCUUUCAGAUAUGUAUUUUUGAUAUUGUCCAUUUUUCAGGGAAUACAAAAAAGAUACAAGGGUUGGAACGGGCCAAAAUGAAAUAAUCAGAUAUGCAUUUAACCGUCACUGAAGUCUAAAUUUUAUAGGGUCGGAUAUGUGAGUGCUGACUGUAUACCGGUAUUGUUAACUUUUGUAUGUUAGGGAUUUUGGAUGACUAGGUUUUGCUUCCUUCUUCCUAUCCGUCUACUUCCCCUAUCAGUCCUGAAAUAUUUGUAGUCCAUCUGAAGGAACCCCUUUAUUGAGUAUACAUGAUAACAGACGUGAUGACAUAUUUAUAUCCUACGUCAGACUGGGACCUAGGAGUCUUGUGAGGUUCCAACAGAAUUUCUGACAUCAUGUUAACAUAUGGCGUUAAGAGGACUGAAAGGGUUAAUGACCAUUUUUAAGAAUGAGCUUUCAUUGUUUAUAACUUGACGUGCAGAGUUUCUUAAUAAAGAAAUUCAUCAGGUCCAAAACCAGUUCCUAACAAAAGGAAACUAUGUCAGAAAGCACAAGAAGGCACAAAAAAUCUGUUUUUUAAAAGUAAGCAAUCAUUUUGGUGUACAUACCUGGUCAUCCUUUUGAAAGAUUGUGUUUUUGUAACAAAUAUUUUUUUACAGCGUUUCAGAAAUGUUGGGUAAUUUUCUGACAUUUUGUUAAAUAAAAAAAAUGUUACGUGUUGAACAAAUUCAGGGACACAAUACUCCUUACACUGGUAUUGUGUAGUGGUUGCCCCUCGGACCGUAGCCCCAGAGAGCUGUGUUUGUAAUUUUGUUAAUGGUAAACAGCUUUAUUUCUGUUUUUGUUUUUUUUCUGUUGCAAGCUUACAGUUGUGCUGACAUUUUGGGACAAAGUAAUUAUUUGAGUAAAAUAAUUUAAUCCCAG